AUGCCUGAGUUGCCUGUCGCCGCUGCCCCCAGCAGCGACGCCUCACGGCAAGAGGCGACAAGCUUUCGGGUGAAGUUGGGGGACGCCGCCCACGCCGCUCCCGGCACAGCUCGGGACAAGGCCAGCACGGCAGACAGGGGACGCCAUGCUCCGCCGCCGUCGUCGGGUUUGGGCGCAGCGGGCGUGGCCCCGACGGAGAUGGAGUUUGCUGCGAGGGUGACCCUGGUGAAUGCACUCUCGGAGGCCUACACUUCCACCGGGUAUCCAACGGUCGCCAACUCCAACACGCCCCAUGCGAGUGUCUAUGGAGCCUUUGUGGAGCUGCGGAAUCCCUCGCUGCGCAGCCUCACGUUGCCGCCAGACGAGACACUCGUCGUUGACCCGCCCACUCAGCGGAGCCGCGACAGCGGAGCCGGCACGUGUCGGCCACUGCUGCGUGUGGUGUGGAAGCGUGGCUCCCACCUCUUCGACGCCCGGGCGGCAACGGCGGCGGCGGCAGCGGGUGCUACACCGAAGUUGUCCUCCCUGUGCAGUCCAAAGACGCCGGCGUGCUUUGUCCCCCCCAGAGCAGCUCCAGCGGCCUCCUUGAGGCAUCUUCAGCAAUUUCCUGACGGAAUCCACGACGUGCAGACCUCGCCGCGAAUGAGUGGGCUGCUCCUUGGCCUUCCGCAGACCGUCGCAACGCCCUCCUGCGCUCCCCGCGCAACCAGUCCGGUGGACGGUGUUGUCUCUAGCACCAACGGCACACGUCCAGGGGAAGAGGGCGACAGGGCAGAAAAGAACACUCCGGCGGCGCCACGGUCGAGGCCGCAGCCUCCGUUCUCUCCUCCUGAGGAGCCUCCGCUGGAGAGUGCCCCGGUGCAGCUGACACUGGUCACGGCCAGCAGCUUUAACCACCUCACCACGUACGCCGUCAAACACCAAGGAGGAAGCGUGCUGGCGGCGGUUCCGCUACAGACGCUGGUGGCCUCGUUAACCCCACGGAGGAUCACUGCGCAUUGCCCGUUUCUUCUUGGCACGACUGUGGGUGAGACGUACACGCCACCUGGCCUUCCCAUCGACGCAGCGCAGCAUACACUGCGCGGUGGCGAGCCAAAAGAGCCAAGCAAUAGUUUUAUGUUUCGCAAGCCUGCAAAUCUCACGGCGCAGGGAUCACCAGAGGGAAUAGAACUCUUACUUGAGCGAAAUCGAGCAGCGUGGGCGAGGGGCGACGACGGGGAUGCGAUGGCGGUUGCGACAGAGUGCAUUGCGGUAGAACCGUUUAUACUGAUUGGAAACCAAGGUGGAGAUUUGCUUAUCUUUAGCAUGUUUGAGCGGAAGGUUGUGCAGCGUCUUAAUUUUGCAGGCGGGGUAAGCGGAGGAAGCAGCGGGGAUGCCGCCAGUGUGACGCCCAAGCAGGUUGUAAAUGUUCCAGUCUCGUGCAUCACAGAACUGGAAUGUGGGCUGGAAAAACUUCUGACCCUAAUGUUUGAGCGUGCUGGGAUGCGUAGGACGCGGGAUGGAAAUGGUUUUACGUCUCCAUUCGGGAACACGGAGGGAUUCCCGCCCUCCGUGUUUGCCGUUGGAUUCGCCAAUGGGCAGGUGCUGCUUGUAUGUGUGACGCUGGAGGGGGCCUGGCUAAGCCGACUUCUCUCUUCCUUUGGACACAGGCCUGUGCAGGCGAUAGCGAUGCAGUUGCCGCACUUUCUUAAGCGGCUGUGGUCUGAAGAUGCAGCGGCAAUGCCUGUUGCUUGGGCACCACCACCACCGCCAGAGAGACGGCGGGAGAAGGGGUCUUUCCCUGCGAGUGUGACGUGUGUGACUGCGGAAACUCUCCUUGCGGGUGAGGACGGCGGUAUUGCGGCGAUCUCCUGCAACGGCGGAACGCUGCGCCUAGUCAAGGCGCUCGACAUUGAGGCCGAGCUCUGUCAAAUCACCGCUUUUGAAAACAACUCCGCUGGAGGCUUUUUGGCCGUGCAGUGGAUCCCCAGCCACGCCGACGCCGCCCUCUGCCCGGACCUUCUCGUCGCCACCAACGAGGACGACUCCAUCACGGUGUACCAGCUAUCCCACCUCGGCGGGAGGAACAAAAACGGCAGCGGCAGACCAAACCGGGCCUCCAAGGCGCUGUUAAUGGAGGAUUUAGAAGUAAUGUCGCCUGUCCUGCAGACACUGUCGUUCGUCGCGUAUUCGCAGGCUGUGAAGGAUGGCGUUGUGCGUGUUGCGCGGCGAUGCUUUCAUCGCUCUUGGGUGGGCGACCUCUGUGCCCUGCCGCUUCCGUCACGCGGUCACCUGUUGGUUGCCACCUCGUACGACGGUCGCAGCUCCUUCUGGCCUCUCUGCUGUGAGGACGCGGCCUCUUCUGCCGAUGCCCCCGAUGCCACACCGCUUCACACCGUCGAACCGCACAUUCAGGAGUGUUUUCAUGGGUGCUUUCACCAGGACGCCAACGGUGCGUGCGUUAUCCCGCAGCGGUUAGACGAUUGCAUCUCAGCUGAGCCAUCCGCUGCUGUGACGCUGCACACUGACCAUACCGUUCGCUGUAUUGCCUGCGGGGCUGGGCGCAACCAAUUUCUCGUUUCCCUGUGCCUUCGCGGGCGAGUGAAGUUUUGGGAGGUGAGAGCGGUUUCGAAGUAG
This is a messenger RNA of Trypanosoma conorhini, 2616 nucleotides long. RefSeq lists its product as uncharacterized. The record is from RefSeq and is a predicted model, not a curated record. The transcript has a single exon. NCBI's taxonomy places the organism in Eukaryota, Euglenozoa, Kinetoplastea, Trypanosomatida, Trypanosomatidae. Bases 1 to 2616 code for a protein of 871 amino acids. Gene Ontology annotation, molecular function: protein binding.